AUGAUCAAAACAGAAUUGAUUGAUUCAAAGAAUUACCUCCCCACAAAUGCUAUUAAAGACAUUUUAGAUAUCAUUCCGUAUAAUAAUCGCUAUACAAAGUCAUAUUUAUUUCUUGCCAAACUCAUUUCUGAUGAUUACCAUGUCACAGAGGUCAGAAGUAUUGAACCUAUUUCAAACUUACUGUUUUAUAAAGAAUAUGGGAUUAAAUUAGACAAAUCUGCCGAUUUUAAAGAAGUUAAUUCCGAAAAACUCGAAAUUCAUACAGAAAAUACAAUUUACAGAGCAAUUAUGUAUAAUGACUUAGAAACAUUCGUUGCAUUCACUGAAAGAGAUGGAUUUGAUAAAAAUCAAGUACUUAAAUGCGAUUUAUACCCAUCUCCUUACAAAAGAUAUUCAUUACUUGAAUUAUGUUGUUACCAUGGAGCUGUUGAUUGUUUCAAGUUUUUAAGAACAAAAUUCAGCUCAGAAAUAACUGAAAAAUGUCUAGAAUUUUCAUUUUUAGGAAGAAACAAUGAGAUCAUGAGUGAAUGUUUGAAAUAUCAAAAACCAAAUUAUAAAUGCAUGGAAUAUGCAAUUAUUUCACACAACAUUGAUUUUGUUACAUUCUUGAUGAAUGAAUACAAUUUAGAGAUCGAUUUAAUUGAUUGCGGAAAUUACAAAAAUAUUGAAUCAUUUUUAGUUUAUUUCGAUCAAACUAAUGAUAUAAAAAAAUGUUUCAUUUAUUCAGUGAUUUUAAAUAUUCUAUCCUUUUUGGAAUACUUCCUUUCACUUGGUGCGAAUAUCAAUGAAAAAGUUGAACAAGGAAGAACCGCACUUCAUUAUGCAGCAAUGAAAAAUAAAAAAGAAACUGCUGAAGUUCUUAUUUUACAUGGUGCGAACAUCAAUGAAAAAGAUGAAUAUGGACAAACAGCACUUCAUUAUGCAGCAAUGAAAAAUAAAAAAGAAACUGCUGAAUUUCUUAUUUUACAUGGUGCGAAUAUCAAUGAAAAAGAUAAACAUGGACAAACAGCACUUCAUAUUGCAGCAGAAUAUAAUAGUAAAGAAACUGCUGAGUUUCUUAUUUCACUUGGUGCGAAUAUCAAUGAAAAAGAUGAACAUGGAAGAAACGCACUUCAUCAUGCAGCAAUGAAUAAUAAAAAAGAAACUGCUGAAUUUCUUAUUUCACUUGGUGCAAACAUCAAUGAAAAAGAUGAAUAUGGAAAAACCGCACUUCAUUAUGCAGCACGGAAUAAUAAUAAAGAAACUGCUGAAUUUCUUAUUUCACUUGGUGCGAACAUCAAUGAAAAAGAUGAACAUGGAAGAACCGCACUUUACUUUGCAGCAUGGAAUAAUAGUAAAGAAACUGCUGAAGUUCUUAUUUUACAUGGUGCAAAUGUCAAUGAAAAAGCUGAAUAUGGACAAACAGCACUUCAUAUUGCAGCAGAAUAUAAUAAAAAAGAAACUGCUGAAUUUCUUAUUUUACAUGGUGCGAAUAUCAAUGAAAAAAAUGAUUAUGGCGAUACAGCACUUCAUUAUGCAGCAGAAUUUAAUAAUAAUGAAACUGCUGAAUUUCUUAUUUUACAUGGUGCGAAUAUCAAUGAAAAAAAUGAUGAUGGCAAAACAGCACUUCGUAUUGCAAUGGAUUAUAAUAAAGAAGAAACUGCUGAAGUUCUUAUUUUACAUGGUGCCAAAGAAUAA
Molecule: messenger RNA, 1677 nt
Organism: Trichomonas vaginalis G3
Lineage: Eukaryota; Parabasalia; Trichomonadida; Trichomonadidae
Product: ankyrin repeat and SOCS box-containing protein 4 family
Exons: 1
Coding region: 1-1677 (558 amino acids)
Molecular function (GO): protein binding
Source: RefSeq, a predicted model, not a curated record